This is a messenger RNA of Geodia barretti, 606 nucleotides long. NCBI's taxonomy places the organism in Eukaryota, Metazoa, Porifera, Demospongiae, Tetractinellida, Geodiidae. The record is from the annotation of a GenBank genome assembly.
AUGAGCAACGUGCCCGAAGACCGGCUCAAGGUCGGCGACAUGAUCCGUUUCGACGUGGGGUGCCUCUACAAAGGCUACCUCACCGACAUGUCCCGGACGUUUUCCUUCGGCCCGCCGGACGACAAAUUCACCAGCUAUUACAACGCUGUUCUGAAAGGCCAAGAUCUGGCCCUCAGCCUGGUCAAGCCGGGCAAGAUCGCCUCCGAGAUCUUCAACGACACGGUGGCCGAAGUGCGCGAGACCGGCAUCCCGCACUACGGCCGCCAGCACGUGGGACACGGCAUCGGCCUGGGCCUCGGCGGCUACGACCGCCCCACCAUCGCCCCCGGGAGACCACACAGCCCUGGAGGCCGACAUGGUGCUGUGCAUCGAGACGCCCUACUACGAGAUGGGCUGGGGCAGCGUCCAGGUGGAAGACAUGAUCGUGGUGACCGAGGACGGCUACCGGCGGCUCACCUCCGUACCGCGCCAUCUCCAGGUGCUGGAGCCUCGUUCGUGAUGGCGCCCUUCGACUUCGAUGGCGCCCUUCGACUUCGCUUCGCUACGCCUGUCCUGAGCUUGUCGAAGGGCUCAGGGCGAACGGAUAAGUUAAGGGAUUCUGAUUAA